AUGAGCAACGGACAACUGGUAUCCCAGGUGGUAGCUGGGCAGGAUAAACCAGUGGAUCGUGAGAAAGUGUGCCCAAUGCUUCUCCGCGUCUUCUGCGGCAACAAUCGACAUAAUCCGAUCGGCGAAUUCAACAAUCGAAACGGAGGAUCCGUUCCGCCGAAUGAACUUCUGAUGCAUACCUGGAUGGACUGCUCACUGCGAGAGCUCACAAAUCUCAUCAAAGAGAUCAAUCCGGAUGCGAGACGAAAGGGAAUAACCUUCGAUUUCGCUGUUGUGCAGCCAGAUCGGAAUUCACCAAGAUAUAUUCUUCGUGAAAUUGGAAACACGAUGAAUGGACAACGUGGCAUUGAUGACAACAAAACGCUUCAACAAUGCAAGUUCGAGGUCGGAGACUUCAUCGACGUCGCCAUCACAAUGCCAGGAGGAGGACGUCGUUUCGGCCACCGCGAGUCCGGCGGAGACCGCUUCGAACGUCGUAUGGGACGUAGCCCGGUUCGCUAA
This is a messenger RNA of Caenorhabditis remanei, 501 nucleotides long. RefSeq lists its product as uncharacterized. Gene Ontology annotation, cellular component: nucleus. The coding region runs from base 1 to 501 and encodes 166 amino acids. The transcript is spliced from 3 exons. Gene Ontology annotation, biological process: negative regulation of DNA-templated transcription. Lineage: Eukaryota; Metazoa; Nematoda; Chromadorea; Rhabditida; Rhabditidae. The record is from RefSeq and is a predicted model, not a curated record. Gene Ontology annotation, molecular function: transcription corepressor activity; transcription factor binding.